AUGGGUGAAGAUAAAGAAAAAAUAAAUUUUGAUAGAGAAAAAAAAAUAAGUAGUCUGUCAAAAAUAUAUCAUAGAAAAUUAGAAACACUACUUAUUUAUAUAAAUAUUCCUAAAAAAAAGAAAAAUAAAAUUUAUUUUGAUGAUUUUUUUAAUAUAAAGGAAAUAUGUUCUUAUAUAAAUACAAUAAAUAAUGAUGAAGAAAACCAAGAAAAAAACUACUUAGAUGAAAAUAAAGAUACAAAUGGAAAUGACAAUUAUAAUGAAAAAAUUAAUAUAAAUGAAGUUAUUGAGUCAUGUAAAGAUGAUUAUAAUGAAAAAAAUAUUAAUAUAAAUACAGAAAGUGAAAUAAAGACAGAUAAAAACAUUUUUAUAAAAAAUUUGCUAAUAUUUUUAAAUAAUUUAAUUAUUCUAUAUUUUACUAAGAGUGAUUUAAUAGAUGUUUGUAUAAAUAGGAGGAGUUAUAAUAAGUGCGGUUUUUAUGCUUGUGAUAACACAUUUCUUAAUGAUAUAAAUAAAAGUAAAUAUAAAAUUGAUGUAAAAAAUAAGAAUAUAUAUUUAAGAGAAUAUUAUGAUCUAUUUUGCUCAACUAAUUGUAUGAAUUAUAAUUUGCACUUAUUAAAAGAAAUAAUAAAUAAAACAAAAAAUUCUAGAGAAAACUUAGAUUGUAAAAAAAAAUGCCAGCUUAUUCAUAUAAUGUUUUUAACUUUUUUUCCUUUUUUUAAAUUUUAUGAUAUAAAAUUUUUAUUUAAUAAUAUUGAUAAAGUAAAUAUUCAAAAUAACAAAAUAUAUAUCAAAAAUGAGGAAUCAAAAAAAAAUGAAACAAUCACUUCAAAAAUAGAAAAAAAAAAAAUAAAGAAAGAAAAUAAUCAUUUAAAAUCAAAUGUAUCAAAAAACUCCCCUAGCCACAUUUCAUUCGUAGUUAAAGAAAACACUAAUGAUAUUGAAGAAGAUGAAUAUAAAAACAACAUAAAAGAUAUUAUAAAAGAUAAUCAAAAUAUUUUAAAAGAAAUUGAGCAAAAAGAUAAAAUUAAUAUUACCGAAAAACUAGAAAAAGAUGAAGAAAAAAAAAAUGAUAAGCAAAAUAAAGAGGUACAUAAAGAUAACCAAAUAAUAUUACAGAAUAAAAAAAGUAAAACAAAAAUAAUUAAUGGAAAAAACCAAAAAAAAAAUAAAAAAGUCAGUUUUAAUGAAGAUAUAAAAUUUUACAAAUAUUAUAAAGAUGAAUGUAUUAAUGAAUUUUGCGUUGAUGAAAUUUCAGUGAACAAAAAGAAUAGUAAAAAGGAGAUUAAAGAAAAGAAAAUAUUAAAUAAUUUUAAUAUAGAAGAAUUAGAAGAAAAUUCCAACACUUUAAAUGAACCAUUUGAUAAACCCAAAGAAAUCUUAUAUAGUUUCGGAAAACGUCCAUGUAAUAAGUUAAUACAAGAAUUUGAUGAUUAUUUAUAUAAAUUGAAAGGUAACUCUGAUACAGAAAACGAAAAGAAAAAUGAAAAUUUUUCUAAAGAAUUAAUUGAAGUUUUAGGCAAUGAACAUAAUUCAAAUGUAUAUGAACAUACAGUUGAUAAAAAAGAAGUAAUAAAUAAAAAUUUCAAUGAAUGCACAACUGAUAAAAUUCAUAAUAUGAUAAAUAAAAAUAUAAAUGAAGAUAUAUCUGAAAAUAUAAAUGAGAAAAAUAUUGAAGAAAAAGAAAUUUUUUUAAAUAAAACAAAAAAUACCGAAACAAACGAGAGAAAAGGAAAUUCACAUAACGAAUUGAAGAAAAAAUAUGAAGAAGUAAAAAAUUCCAUGUUCACUAACAAAAAAUAUUCAUUCGAUAAUAUAUUUGAAUCAACAAUUUUCGACACUACAAAAAUUAUAGAUUUUAAUUAUGAAAAACAAGAUUUAAUAAAUUUUGCAUCAAAAAAAAUGAAUGAAAUUAAUACAAAAUACUCCAAAGAAAAAAAUGAAAAAAAAAUUAUUUUAUUAAAUUCAUCAAAUGAAAAAAGAUAUGAUAAUAAAAUAAUUGUAAAUAAUUCGUGUACUCUUAAUGAAAAUUGUAAAAGUAUUUUCAAGUAUGAAAUUAAUAACCAAAAUUUAAAUGCUGAUAGGUAUCAUAACAAAAUAUUGCUAGAAAAUACGAACAAAUUUACUUUUUUUAAUGAAAACAAAAAAGACUAUGACGAGAAAAUUACUGAGUGUUUUGAAAAAAAUGAGGUUAAUAACAAGAAGAAUGACGAAAUUAAUGAAAAAGUAGAUAAUGAGAUUAAUGAAAAAGUUGAAAAUGAAAUCAUUGAAAAAGUUGAAAAUGAGAUCACUGAAAAAGUUGAAAAUGAAAUCAUUGAAAAAGUUGAAAAUGAGAUCACUGAAAAAGUUGAUGAGAUUAAUGAAAAAGUUGAUAAUGAAAUUAAUGAAAAAGUUAAAAAUGAGAUCACUAAAAAAGUUGAAAAUGAAAUGAACAAAAAAAAUAAUGAACAAAAUGAUGAAACUGACGAACCAAAUAGUGAUGAAAUAAAUGAAAAUAAUGAAGACUCUGAUGAAAUUAAACUUCAGAAUUUAUUAUUGGAAAAGAAAAAAAAAAUUAGAGAAGAAUAUAUUGAGAGUUUUAAAAAAGAUAUUGCAGUAGAUUUUGAUUCAUGUUCAGAUAGUGAAAAUGUUGACAAAGAAGAAUUGUUGAAAAUAAAUGAUAGCAAAUAUAUAUAUAACACAAAUAAAGAUAAUGUUUAUGAAAAUAUAUCUUUAUAUGUAGUUUUAUGGGAUAUAUUUACUAAUAAUAUUUCAAAGUAUACUGUUCACUUUUUUACAAAGAACGAAUUUAUUAUUCCCAAAUCAAUAAAUGAAGUGGAAAGAGAAAGAAAAAAUGAAUUUUUAUACAACAUUUCUCAAUAUAUUCCUACAUAUAUUAAUUCUAUUUCGUCCAUUAUUUUAAAUAUUUGUAGGACUUUUUUAUUUCAUAGGCCUCUUUUACCUUUCAAAAAAAAAAUUUAUAAAUCAAUUAUAUGCAUUAUUGCAAUUGCACUUAAAAAACAUAAAUUAGAAUUAAUUCCUACAUGUGAAUUAAAUAAUAUAAAAAAGGCAGAAUAUUAUUUAACUUUCAAAAAUAAAAUUGAACAAGAAGAAUUAAACGACUUAUCUAUGCUUUUUUUUCAAAAUAAUUUUUAUUAG
Messenger RNA from Plasmodium relictum, 3138 nucleotides. Its product is annotated as conserved Plasmodium protein, unknown function. NCBI's taxonomy places the organism in Eukaryota, Apicomplexa, Aconoidasida, Haemosporida, Plasmodiidae. The transcript has a single exon. Bases 1 to 3138 code for a protein of 1045 amino acids. The record is from RefSeq and is a predicted model, not a curated record.